CAAGAAAUCAUUUCAUAAUUAAUCUAAUCUGUCUUUUUUUAUUUUAGAUAAUAAACAGACAUAUAGGUGCCAAAAAUCUUCCAAAAUCACCAACUCAAACUCAAUCAAUGGCAGAACCAAAAGCUAUGUUACCAGUGGUAAUAGUCCUGGGCCGACCAGCAGUUUUCCAAUUCUACAACUCCCAGUUAUCACAAAAAUUCAAGCUCCUAAAGCCAUGGGAAUCUUCACUCCCAUUAAACCAAUUCAUUUCAACACAUGCUCAAUCUGUACAAGCCAUGAUUUGUUCUCCUAAAGAUAUCCGCAUUUCGUCCUCCUUGCUCCGUCAAUUCCCGUCACUCCGCCUUAUUUUUACAACCAGCACUGGCAUUGACCAUAUUGACCUCGUUGAGUGUCGCCGUUUAGGUAUCUCUGUUGCUAGUGCUGCUACUGUUUUCUCAGAGGAUGUUGCUGAUUUUGCUGUUGGAUUGUUGAUUGAUGUUCUUAGAAAAGUUUCUAGUGCUCAUCGGUUUGUUAAGAAUGGACUUUGGCCUCUUCAGGGAGACUUCCCCCUCGGUUCAAAGGUGGGAGGCAGGAAAGUUGGAAUUGUUGGGCUGGGAAGCAUAGGCCUAAAAGUUGCAAAAAGGCUUGAAGCGUUUGGCUGUUUUAUAUCAUACAUGUCGAGGAAGAAAAAGCCUGUUUCUUACCCUUUCUAUCCUGACGUUCAUGAACUAGCGACCAAAUGUGAUGUCCUUAUCAUUUGUUGUGCAUUGGCAGACGAAACCCGCCACUUGAUCAAUAAGGAGGUUCUACUGACACUCGGAAAAGAAGGAGUAAUCAUUAAUAUUGCUCGGGGAGCCAUAGUCAAUGAGAUGGAGUUGGUACAAUGUUUAGAGCAGGGAGAGAUUGCAGGUGCUGGCUUGGAUGUUUUCGAAAAUGAACCUAAUGUUCCUGAAGAGCUCUUUUCAUUGGACAAUGUUGUGUUGUCACGGCAUAUUGCUUAUUAUACCGAGGAUUCUUUUAGAGAUCUAUAUGAACUCAUUUGUGGGAAUCUGGAAGCUUUGUUCUUGAACAAACCUUUGUUAUCUCCAGUUUUGGAUGACUAAAAGAUAUUAUUUUCAACCUUGAAAUCAAUAUCAUAUUCUGAUUAGCCUUGAUAUUUAUCAGCAUCUCAUCCUGGAUACUCUCUGCCAAAGUGGAAUGCAAGUCUGCCUUUUGUCCUGUUUGAGAACAAUUUCCUUAACCAACAUGUUACCGGAAGCUAGUGGUGCAGGAUUGUCAGAGUUGGAAAGCAUUUUCCAUUACAAAUGCAAAACCACUGUGCUAUAACCAGAGAAGAAGCUAUCUGAUUCUCCACCACAACUCUGCAGAAAGGAAGCUAUUUGUUUUAUGCCAUGUACUUGUAGACGUGCAAAUGAGUGUCGUAUCUUAAAUUGAUAAAUGAGGAGCUUUUUUCUGGGCCUUGGAAUAAGCAAAGUUAGAGUCCAUGAAUGAUUGUCAUGUUUGCCAAUUUCUUUAUUUCAAAACAUGCAUGAUUUAACAAGUUCAGCUCC
Molecule: messenger RNA, 1529 nt
Organism: Lycium ferocissimum
Lineage: Eukaryota; Viridiplantae; Streptophyta; Magnoliopsida; Solanales; Solanaceae
Product: glyoxylate/hydroxypyruvate reductase HPR3-like
Exons: 2
Coding region: 108-1082 (324 amino acids)
Cellular component (GO): cytosol
Molecular function (GO): glyoxylate reductase (NADPH) activity; hydroxypyruvate reductase [NAD(P)H] activity; NAD binding
Source: RefSeq, a predicted model, not a curated record